This is a messenger RNA of Thermothelomyces thermophilus ATCC 42464, 1110 nucleotides long. RefSeq lists its product as uncharacterized. Bases 151 to 918 code for a protein of 255 amino acids. Gene Ontology annotation, cellular component: U2 snRNP. Lineage: Eukaryota; Fungi; Ascomycota; Sordariomycetes; Sordariales; Chaetomiaceae. The transcript has 5 exons. Gene Ontology annotation, biological process: mRNA splicing, via spliceosome. The record is from RefSeq and is a predicted model, not a curated record. Gene Ontology annotation, molecular function: protein binding; U2 snRNA binding.
AUCGCAUUCCCAAACCGCGACCCUGAUAGCGACGACGAAUUGCGCCGACUCCGAUCUUUGUGGCGAUUGACGAGCCCCCCCGGUUGCAAACGAAGCGAGAGCCCUGCCGAUCGAACCCGGAAACAAAAGGAAAGGAAUCACUAUCCCAAGAUGAGGCUCACGGCAGACCUCAUCAACAACUCCCUUUCCUACCUCAACCCGCUCAAGGAGCGGGAGCUGGAUCUACGAGCUUUCGGUUCGCGCCGCAAUACAGGUCAUAGAAUACCCGCGAUCGAGAACCUGGGUGUCGCCGGCCCGCACGACGCGAUAGACCUGACCGACAACGACAUACAAGUGCUGGGCAACUUCCCGCUGUCGCCGCGCCUGCGCACGCUGCUGCUCGCGCGCAACCGCAUCACGACCAUCCAGCCGACCCUGCCGAACGCCAUCCCCAGCCUGCGCAACCUCGUGCUGACGAGCAACAACCUCAACGAGCUGGCGGACCUGGACGUCCUGGGCAAGUUCCCGCGGCUGACGCACCUCGUGCUGAUGGACAAUCCGGUGACAAAGAAGGAGCAUUAUCGGUACUGGGUCCUCUGGCGGUGUCCCACGGUCCGGUUCCUCGACUACCAGAAAGUCAAGGAUGCCGAGCGGAACAAGGCAAAGGAGCUGUUUGGGACGGCUGAGGCGCCGACCGAGUUGGCUUCACAGAUCAUGGGCAUCAAGACCAAGACGUUCGACGUGGGCGCGACGAACGGCCCGGCCCCUGGGCAAGGGUCGAAGCUGUCGCGGCUGAAGCUCACCGACAAGGAACGCAAGAAGCUGCAGGAGAUGAUCAAGAAGGCCGACAGCCUGGAGGAGAUCAUCAGGCUGGAGAAGGCGCUCAAUGAAGGGCGGCUGCCGCCGGGAGUCAUGGUGGAGGACUCGAUGGAAGAGUGAACGAGUGACACGGCCGUGAUGGGAGGGGCCCCCGGGCUUGGGGAUUGCGUGACAAAGGUAACGAAGCACAUUUGUCGGGUUUACGCGUCUACAUUAUGUUUUUGGAGUUGGCUGUAUGGAUUGAAAAACUUGGGAGAAGGAAAGGAAGAAAGAAAGAGGCAGGGGCGUGGUCGACGAAUAAAUAGCCCUCAA